Messenger RNA from Oreochromis aureus, 5442 nucleotides. Its product is annotated as aryl hydrocarbon receptor-like. Gene Ontology annotation, cellular component: nucleus; aryl hydrocarbon receptor complex. NCBI's taxonomy places the organism in Eukaryota, Metazoa, Chordata, Actinopteri, Cichliformes, Cichlidae. The coding region runs from base 381 to 3236 and encodes 951 amino acids. Gene Ontology annotation, molecular function: nuclear receptor activity; transcription cis-regulatory region binding; protein dimerization activity. The transcript has 11 exons. Gene Ontology annotation, biological process: regulation of transcription by RNA polymerase II. The record is from RefSeq and is a predicted model, not a curated record.
CGAAAACUCGAGUGACUCUGAAUAAUAAUAAUAAGAAGGCGGCGUUGUUUAUCCAAAGGAGAGGGGUUGGACAUCGGUACCAGACUUCUGUGCCAAACAUUUUUCCAUUUACUCCCCUCUCAGUAAACCUACCAGCACUACCCAGUGUACCCUCACUGCGCUACCGACCAAGGUCAGCAACAGUGACCGCCAACGGGAGCUGUCAAUGCGGCAGCAGCCCUCCGCGGGCCCCGGCAGGUCUAUAACCUGGGAUUUAGAUCAUCAGGCUAAAUAAAGGACUGUCGCCUGUCGGAUGGAUGAAAGCGCCGGAGUGGAGGAGUGAACGAGCUGAAGAGAAGUUAGUCUAACUUAAAGGCUGUGAGAACUACCUGCGUGACACCAUGUUGAGAAACCCGGGGACCUAUGCGAACAAGAAAAGGAAGAAGCCCGCCCUCAAACAAAAGAAGGUCAGUGAGGGCAAUGCAGUGGUUAAAUCCAACCCGUCAAAGCGCCACCGGGAUCGGCUGAAUGGGGAGCUUGACAGGCUGAUGGACCUCCUGCCGUUUCCUGAGGAGGUGCGCUCUCGCCUGGACAAACUGUCGGUCCUCCGUCUCAGCGUGGGAUAUCUGAGGGUCAAGAGCUUCUUCAAAGCCACCAUGAAGAACAGCAAAAGCAGCGUGAUGUUUCCUGGGCUGAACGGGCACAACAACAUGGACACUACAGCCUUCUCUGAAGGCGACCUGCUGCUCCAGGCUCUGAACGGGUUCGUCAUGGUGGUCACGUCAGCUGGGUUAGUGUUCUACGCCUCCCCCACAAUCAAGGACUACCUGGGUUUCCACCAGUCAGACGUGGUGCAUCAGAGUGUGUUUGAUCUCAUCCACACUGAUGAUCGGAGCACGUUCAGAGAGCAGCUCCACUUUGCUCUGAACCCACCUGCUGCAGCCGAUGAGGAUGUCUUGCAGAGUUGUGGUAAUACAGUGAUGUACAAUCCGGAGCACCUGCCGCCGGAGAACUCUUCCUUCCUGGAGCGCAGCUUUGUGUGUCGCUUCCGCUGCCUGCUGGACAAUUCCUCUGGCUUUCUGGCUCUCAAGUUCCAGGGGCGACUGAAGUACCUCCACGGCCAGAGUCAGCUGAGGGACAACGGGGCAUGUCACAGACCUCAGCUGGCCCUGUUCACCAUCGCCAUGCCUGUGCAGCCUCCGUCCAUCGUGGAGAUCAGAGCUAAAAUGCUCCUGUUUCAAACCAAGCACAAGCUGGACUUCACUCCCACAGGGAUCGAUAGCAGGGGGAAGAUCGUGCUGGGCUAUUCCGAGAUUGAGCUGUGCAUGAAAGGCUCCGGAUACCAGUUUAUCCACGCGGCUGACAUGAUGCACUGUGCCGACAACCACAUCCGCAUGCUUAAAACAGGAGAGACUGGGCUGACUGUGUUCAGGCUCCUCAGCAAACCGGGCAGCUGGGUGUGGGUGAAGUCCAAUGCCAAGAUGAUCUACAAAGGAGGGAGACCUGAAUUUAUCAUUGCAUAUCAGAAAGCUAUAAGUAACGCUGAGGGUGAGGAGUAUCUGCGCCAAAGGAGCCUGCAGCUUCCCUUCAGCUUCACCAAAGGAGAGGCCACCCUCUAUAACACCGGCCCCACCAUGGACAUCCCGCAACAUCAGUCCAAUAAAAUGUUCGGCAACAAUGACAUGAAGAAGGAUGUGGUGCCUGGCUCUUUGCUGGACUGCUUCUUGAGUCAGGAUGAAAGUCUUUACACCCAGACUGUGGAGACCCCACUACCUGUGGAUCAAGUGUUCAUGGACAGCAGGGCCCUGGUCAGCGUUGUCAGUGAUGCGUGGCAGGGGAAAGAGGCAACGGUCACAACAAGUGAGCCUGUUGUGGUGAAAGAGGAGGCCAAGCAGUCCGUCAUGGCUGUGAUCGGCAGCUUUGAAAAAAUGGCGCAGAGUGGGGAUUUUUAUUCAGCUUUGCAAACACUGGAGGUGGAUAAUGCCGAGCUCUUAGAGUGGGAAAAUGCUCUGAAGAGAUUAGGACAGGAGGAUUCGCAGAGUAAGGUCAGUUCUGAUCUGGACAGCAUUGUCGCCAGCGAUGUAUUUGACUACAUCGACAGCAUUUUGUUCAAGGAGAAAGCCGAGGAUUGUCUGGACACUGUCCCUCCCAGCUGCCUCACCGCCAUCAACAACCAUCAGCAGGAGCCCUUCACUCAGGCUGCCCACGUCUCAGCCUCUGAUCUCUGCGAGCCACAGUUAUUGCAGGCACCCAGCCCUGAUUGCACUUACUCUCCGGUGAACGGCCUCUACAUUCACCAACAGGAUACGGUCACUGUAGCAGUGACAUCAGGGCAAAGCGCCCAGACGCUCUCUCACCAGGGUCCCCAGGCUGACCCCAGCCUGCCUUCUCUUCAGCAGCUCCAGCUCCAUGACAUCUUCAGCCCAUCUAUUGAGCUGCCUGGUCUCACUGUCCCUGACAUCUCAGCUGAUAGUGCUUUAGCUUCUUUUCAGUCCCAUGACCAAGCGUCUGUCACACAUACAGGCUUCCAUCAGGACAUUUCUGGUCACGUCCAGCAGUCCAACCAUCUUUUGCUACACCAAAACAGUUUGCAGGCACCUGUAAUGGCAGGAAGUUGUCACAUAAAGAGCUCUGUUCCACAACCAAACAGUUUACCACCCACUGUUAUGGACAGUCUGCCACCACUAAUUCCUUGCCAAGACUUUACUUCCUCUAAUGCACCUAAUAUUCCCUUUCAGUUUUCCUCACCUCGUCUGCAGGAAAGUCUUCCAUUUGAAAAGCACAACCUUCCUCUUCAGCAGUGGCCACAGAGCCAGCAGCAAAAGCUGCUUCAUGCUAGCAUGAUGCAAAAUGGACACAAGACCAUGCCAGUACUGCAGAGCCAAAAUUCACAAAACCAAACCUGUUCUAGUUUUUUCCCGAGGAAUGACACCAGACUGAAUAGCACACAGCAGGGAGGGCUGGCAGGUUACCAGGCAGCUGCACCCAGCAGCUGCAUGUUUUCUUCCAACCCAGCCGGACAAGACAUCCGGUCCAUCUCUGAGCCUUCAAGCCUCAAGGUGCCUGGCACGUCUUUGGAUCAGAGUCCUCCUCAAGGUUCCUGCUACUCCCAGUGGAACCACAGUGAGCCUGCGGUGGGCACAUCAGCCAUCAAUCAGCAGAAUGUCAGGUCUCUAAUUGUUCCUCCCAAUAUGCCUUCAGAGCACUCACACAGCAUUCAGCACUACCUAGAAAGCAACAAGCACAUACAGGCGUAGUUUGUGUUACCAACGGUAACUGUGGUCCCAACUGCCUUCACAUAACAUUUUAACAAGCUCUUGCAGUCUGGAUUAAGGCUGAUACACCACGGUUUCCAUGAUCAUCCUCAUCCCAUUACUUUGCUCAAUGCAAGUGAUUUGCAUGGGAAAUGAAUUUGCACUGAGCUCCAGACCGAGGGUAACUGAUUUAAUCUUAGUUCUGUGUAGGAAUAAUCACAGUAACAGUUGUCACCUUCUCACCAAGCGCUUCGCUGAUGGUCUUGUAGCCCAUUAAGGUCUUGUAGCCCACUCCGGAUGGUCUAUCUUGUCCCCAACGUCCUUUGACAGCUCUGUGGUCUUGCCCAUGGUAGUGGAGAGGUUGGAAUGGAAGAAGCUGAUUCUGUGGACAGGUGUCUAUGCACAUAACAAGUUAAGAUCGGGAGUAUCUGUAAGAUAAGAUUGGUUGACUGAUUGAUUGUAAUCUGUGAGCCACUUGGGCACACAACCAAUCUGUGGGGUGCCAAAGACUUAUUUCACUCAGUGACAUGCGAAGCAAUGAAUAACUUUUCAUCUGUAAUCAGUUUUUCUGGAUUAUUGGCAGUCGGCCUUAGUUCUGUCCUCUCUUCCCUCACUCGUGAACCCAGAGAUACUUAAGCUCCUCGUUCCAGGACCUGACCCCUCUCAUUGAGGGCAACCCCAGACUGGAGACCAGCCCCUUUUCAGGAGACUGAUUGCAGAGGGAAGCCAUGCGUUGAGGUAAACCCUGCUGUAACUAGCUAGGACCUCUCAAACUCACGCACUAGCUCAGGCUCCUUCACCACCAAACUGGUUCCAUGUCCCAGUCGCCAGUCACGAUAGUGGGGAUUGGUCAUCUAGGGCUUCCGCCACUGGCUGUCGCCCGACACACACUGUGCCUCCUGCAGGCUGUGGGCCUACAGGUGGGCGGGCGUAUCUAUCCUGCGCCCCAUAGGCUAAAGACCCUCACCUCAUCUUCACCAUUUUGCCUUGGGAGACCCUCCCAGGGGGCAAAAGCAACCCGACAACAUAAUCCCUGGGACACACAAACCCCACGUAAACAUGCUGAGGUGGUGAUUUGAGCCUUCUGGAACUCGUGAUUUUAAAAUCCAGCUGCGAAUCUUUCCUAUAAUUGUAUUGUGAGCAGAUGAUCCGUCUGCAUCUCCCUCGAUGUGCUCGUUCUGAGAGGAGAAGAGUGAACUUGCAAGAGUCAUUGUUGGGACGUGACUCUUGUUCUGUUCUUACUUCCUGUUUUUAGCUGGACUGACUUCCUGUUCAUAAUGUCAGACAGAAACGAUAUGUUUAGUCAUUUUAAUACAUCUGUUGAUUCUAUAUUCUGCAUCUGAAUAAAUUAUCACAUGUAUCGGUUUCCUAAGUGAGGCCUCGGGUAUCUCAGCCUCUUUGAGUCUGUGUAGCUGUUCUGUUUGCAAUCAUUACAUUUUUAUUUUAUCCAAAAACUGUUUUUCUUCUUUAUAUGCAGCGAUAAAGAAAUAUAACAAGAGAAUGUGGUUAUUGGUGUUAAAGGUCAGAGAGGCUCCACCCAAAACAAACUGACUGACUCUGCUGUGAAUGUCUUUGUCAGUGUAAUCGUUGAACAUCCUGUUGUCUCUGUCCAGCAGAACGAUAUGAGCCCUGUGGAGAACAACAGAGCUUCCUUCACACUUUCUCUGAUGCAGCCACAUACCUGAUGGGAUGGAGCACGCCGCCGUGUUGCUGCUGGUGCUACAGUUGCUGGAGAAGGACAAACCCCAGCAUAUCUUUGCCUGUAUCAGUGCUUAUCCACACAUUCACACACUUACACUUAUUAUUGUGUUUUAUAUCCCUCUGUAUCAGAUACACUUUGUCCGGCCUCUGUUGUCUUUAAAAGCUGUUGCUUUAGUGAAGAUACACUAUGAUAACAAUGAAGUAUGAAGCCGCAAGUGCAUUUACUAUGGCGGAGCUCGAACCAGGUAGAAGGUGAAUACAAACAGCCAAAGAUGUUAUUUAGAAAGAAUAAUGAUGUUUAAGUAUGUUCAUUCUGAUAAAGUUGGGAUGAAUUUCAAAUUUAUUAUAAAAACAGCAUAAAUGUCAGUGAGCAGCAAAUGGACUGGACUGAUUCUUAUAUAGCGCUUUUCUACUCUCACGGAGUACUCAAAGCGCUCUAUACAACAUGCCUCAUUCACCCAAUCUCACAAGCACUUUAUCUAUACUUAGUGCUUUCUAACAACAUUCA